AUGAGAGCCAGAGCGGGGCGACUGAGGGGGUGCCGGGGGGGCUCCUCCGCGCUCCUCGCUCAGCGGCACCUGCCUCUCCAGCUCAAGGUGUUUCCAGGCCGCUCGCUCCCCAGGGGCGCGGCCCACGCCGGGCUGGGGAAUGGGCGGCUGGGCCCGGGCCCCACACACGCGUCCUUGGCGUCUCUGGAGGGGCAGCCCCCACGCCCCGGGGCCUCACCGCGCAUCGUCCUGCCUCCCGCCCAGGUCUGCCGCUUCCACUGGCUCCUGCUGCAGCGCCGGAAGCCGCCCUGGCCCCCCCUGGCCCCGCUCUGCAGGCCGCACUCCGCCGCACCGGCCCCCAGUGUGCGAGGACGGCGGGGGCUGCUGCAGAAGGUGCUCCUGGGCACGGCACUGGGGCUCCCGCUGGCCGCCGGCGCCUGCUAUGGCCUGGCCGGGAAGCAGGAGCGGCGCAGGAUGAAGCUGAUGGCCGCCGGCACCCAGCGCUUCCUCAGGUCGCUGCAGCUGGGCUGCCGGAUCUCCGCGGAUUACUGGUGGACGUACCAUGUCACGCUGCGGGGCCUGGAUGAGAGCAGCCCGGAGUACCUGGCGGUCGUGUCCAGCUGUCACCAGCGGGCGGCAGACCGCAUCGUCUUGGGGGCCAUCGAGAACGGGGGCCUCUACGUCAAGCUGGGCCAGGGGCUCUGCGCCCUCAACCACCUCCUGCCCCCCGAGUACGUCAGCACCCUGCGCGUGCUGGAGGACAAGGCCCUGAAGCGCGGCUACGCGGAGGUGGACGACCUCUUCCUGGAAGACUUCAAUGCCCGGGCGGACCAGCUCUUCCGCGAGUUCAACUACCAGCCCAUCGCCGCGGCCAGUCUGGCUCAGGUGCACCGUGCCCGGCUGCAGGACGGCACUGCCGUGGCGGUGAAGGUGCAGUACAUUGACCUGCGGGACCGCUUUGACGGGGACAUCCGCACUCUGGAGCUGCUGCUGCGCAUCAUCGAAAUCAUGCACCCCAGCUUUGGGUUCAGCUGGGUCUUGAAGGACCUGAAGGGGACCUUGGCUCAGGAGCUCGACUUCGAGAACGAAGGCCGCAACUCGGAGCGCUGCGCCCAGGAGCUGGAGCACCUCGGCUUCCUGGUGGUUCCCCGUGUGCACUGGGCCAUGAGCAGCAAGCGGGUCCUGACAGCCGAUUUCUACGAAGGCUGCAAAGUCAAUGACUUGGAAGGCAUCCGGAGGCAAGGCCUGCAGCCCACGGAUGCUGCCGAGAAGCUGAUCCGGACCUUCGCCGAGCAGCUCUUCCUCACAGGCUUCAUCCAUGCUGACCCACACCCUGGGAAUGUGCUGGUGCGGAAGGGCCCCGGCGGGAAAGCUCAGCUCGUCCUCCUGGACCACGGGCUGUACGAGUCCCUGCAGGACGCGGAGCGGGAGGCGCUGUGCAAGCUGUGGCGGGCCAUGGUCCUGCGCGACGAUGCGGCCAUGCAGCUGUGCUCCCGGCAGCUCGGCGUGAAGGCCCAGGACUACUUCCUGUUCUGCGAGCUGCUGCUGCAGCGGCCCAUCAACAUGGCCGAGCUGGCGCUGUCCAACAUCCUGACACAGGAGGAGGCCGCGUACAUGCAGGACAUGGCCAAGCACCACUUUGACCGCAUCAUGCGGGUGCUCAAGGACCUGCCCCGUUCCAUGCUGCUCGUCUUCCGCAACGUCAACACCGUCCGGGGCAUCAACGUGGCCCUGGGAGCCCCCGUGGACCGCUACUACAUCAUGGCCAAGAGCGCAGUGAGAGGCUGGAGCCAUGCCGUGAGCCAGAAGUCGGGAGGCCUCGGCAACCUCGUUCUUUUCCGCUGGAUCCGUGCUGCCUGGAACAGCAUCAUGUUUGAGCUGGCACUCAGGGUACAGGUAACCUCGAUGAAGCUCACUACCUCUCUUCUGCGCUUCCUGGUCUAUGCCGGUUUCCUGCGUGCCAGUGAAGAGCAGAAGCAGAUCUAUGAAUUCCUGCAGGCGUGAGCCCCGGGCCCGGUGACACUCGCGCGCUCGUGGGAUCAAAGUCUUGCGGGAGCGACCGGGCCGUGCCAGCCGGACCGGGCUGCGGGGCUGCUUCAUCCCCUGCUGGGGCGAGGCGCCUCCUCUCGUGGAUGACUGACAUCGGAGCAGUUGUGGCACCGAGGGCGCAGUCCGCUCGGAGCAGGGCCGCCAGCCCUGCGUGCCCGACAGGCGCCUCGGAAGCUGAGGUGGCCUCCACAGACCUUGCGUUUGCCGAAAAGCGUUUACACAGAGCCUCUUGUGUAUAAUUUGAAAUGCAAUAAAGAAAAAAGGAGCCGUUGCA
Messenger RNA from Varanus komodoensis (Komodo dragon), 2302 nucleotides. RefSeq names its product aarF domain containing kinase 5 (gene ADCK5). The coding region runs from base 1 to 1983 and encodes 660 amino acids. Lineage: Eukaryota; Metazoa; Chordata; Lepidosauria; Squamata; Varanidae. The record is from RefSeq and is a predicted model, not a curated record. The transcript is spliced from 14 exons.